Molecule: messenger RNA, 1893 nt
Organism: Astrephomene gubernaculifera
Lineage: Eukaryota; Viridiplantae; Chlorophyta; Chlorophyceae; Chlamydomonadales; Astrephomenaceae
Source: the annotation of a GenBank genome assembly
CAGUAGUUUAAGGCUUACUGCCAUCGUUACCCGCGGCACUAAUUUUGAGCUUGUUCCUUGCAGCUCGCGGCAAUGGCAACCUCAAUCCCUAACUGGGAACCCGCUCAGCCUCUGCCCUUAGCGUAAUCGUUACAAAGUCAGAGCUUAGAAAAUUCUUAGGAGGAUGGAGGCCGGAUUGCCAGACUUCCAGGCGCUCGGGACAGAAGACAUCCUCGGCAUCGCCCUUGACGGAGUGCAGGGCCCAACACAGGCGGAGAAGCCUUCACAAGAUGAAGCGCAACCAGAAGCUAGAUACAACAAUCAGGGACUUCCAGUCGCAGAGCUGCGGGCCAGCGGCCCGGCAACAUCCGCGCGUUUCAUGACAUCCCAGGAACUGGACUCGGAGCUCCGCGAGAUGCCUAUCAGCUUCAGCCCUCUUCCGGAGACUGAACUCCAGCCUGGCAGCGAGCUCCAAGCAGGCAGCGAGGCCGCCCUAAAUCGCUCACAGCCGCGGCCCCAGUCGCAAGGCAACGACUGGGCAGGCGGAGCCUCCCAAGCCUUCGACGCUGCUGACUUGGAUGCAGAGCUGCGGGAGCUUCCGCUGGAAACGCAGGAUCCACCGGAUCCAGAUUUCGACAUGACAGACCACCAACCCCAGCUCCCGCACUCGCAUCCAGGCACAGCGACAGACGGAAUCCUACCAGCAUCCGAAUACGAUGAAGCCGCCGUGGCGAUGCCGCCACCACCGGAGCCGAUAUCCGCCAGGGCCGAUACAGUCGACGGCAGUGCGCCAUCACAAUCCAUCGGCGGCCCCGGCAGCGUGUACUUGGACCCCCAGGCUCUCGAUGCUGCGCUUAGAGCACUGCCUGUCGGCAGCGCGGUUGAAGAUGACUUUCUCCCGCCUCCACCCCUUCCGGAAGCUGACGAGGAUGCCCCUGCAGCGGCUACAGCCUCCGCUACUGCUGCUGCUGCUGCUGCUUCAACAUACACAACAACAACGACAACAAGAGGACCUGGCGACGGCGCUUCUGGCCAGGGCCAGAGCGCUCCUGGAUGGGGGAAUACCGGUAUGUACGACGACGACGAUGUGUACGGCGGCGGUGGAGGGGGCUUCGAGGAUGAUCUGGAGGACUACCUAGCGGCGCAGCAGCAGGCGGCAGAGGCAGCGGCGCCGCCCGAGUACGACGAAAUGGUUGCAGCGGAGUACGACAUGCAGCCAGCAGCAGCUGCCGUACGACAGCAACCCGGCGGCGCUGGUGGCAGUAGCGGUGGGGGUGUCAUGCGGUCGACCCAGAUGGGAGGUUUGGGUUCUAGCAAUGCUGCUGCCGCUGCAGCAGCGGCAGGACGAGGAGCGGGCGCAGGCAUACCAGCAGCGGCGUUGAGAUCCCAGGAAACUGUACAACAACAGCAGCAGCAGCGGCAGCAGGCGAAGCGUCCUCACAGCAGUGCCCUGCCUACCAUGGAAGAGCUGUUUGGUCCAGAGGACGGGGAAGAGGAUGAGGAGCACGACAUGGGAGGAAGGGGACGCGGUAGGGCUGCCGCCAAGCAGGCAGUGAAGGGUGCAACCGCAGCCAGCCGGGGCGCAGCAGGUGUACGGCAGGAAGAGGAGGAGGAGGAGGAAGAGGAGGAGCUGAAGCAGCCUCAGGUGUUCCCACCGCAGCGAAUGGCGGCGAACGUGCAGGGAGGUGUUGCGAUUGCGGUGACGGCGGCUUCUGGAGAGCGGGUGUAUUGCAGGAUGGAGGAGGGCGGUGCUGCGGGGCCCAGCACCUCCGGCGCGCACCGCAGCAACAGCGCCGCUGUGUCACCCCAGGCGGCUGCAGGCGGGGGUCGACGUCGUGGCCGGCGAGCGCCGUGUUUGCUGGGUGUGCCCCUGUCGGAUAUGCUCCGGAUCCUGGAGGAGCGUCAGCUGCGGGA